This is a messenger RNA of Coregonus sp. 'balchen', 7123 nucleotides long. Lineage: Eukaryota; Metazoa; Chordata; Actinopteri; Salmoniformes; Salmonidae. The record is from the annotation of a GenBank genome assembly.
AUGGUAGAUGCACGAACAAUUCCAAAUGAGGUAGAGUUAGAGAAGAAAUCCACUCAAACAACAAACACUUUAUAGAAGGAGUGUAUGCUAUUGAUGUUAACCCUAAAAGCGACAACAUACGUUUUGGCUUUCUUAAAGUGCCAAAAUGGAUCAUUUUUACCACAAAUUGGUUAAUUAUUGCUGUCAGCAGUGCUAAAAAGAAUGUUAUUAACCUUUGUAACAAAAAAGAAAAUGGUUUAAAUUCCCCCCCCAAAAAAUGUCAAGCAACAUUUAUAGUCAAAUUUGAUGUUUCAAUUCAAAAUAUAUGUUAUUUGUAUGUUGUAUUUUUUUAUAAUAUUUUUUCAAUUCAUCCCAUAGCCCCUUGUUGAAAGAAAUAUGUAUUCAUUCAAAGUGUUGUGUUUCUGUGCUUACUCAGUGGAAUAAAAUUGGGCGAUUGAGCUAAUCUGACAUACUGGUCUGACCUUAAUGCCACCGAUAUGGCUGAUAUAGGGCGAUAAGGGCGCCGGUUUUUUUGCCAUCAAACUUUUAGUUCCAAUUGUAUCUGAAAGAUGAGACUCUCGACCUGGAACAGAGACAGUGACUGGAAGUAAUAGUAUUUACACUUUGUGAGUCUGCUUUUUUGUUGUUUAUAGUGGCUGUUGCCAUGCCCACCACGGGUCAAAUAUGGGGUGGCUCAUACUCUACUGUAUAUCUCUUCAGGGUACAUAAUCUACCUCGUGCCAAUUUGGUUGCUUUAUCACAAAGUGUACUAUUAGUUCACAUUUUACCACUAGUAUAAAAAAAAAAGAGAAUUAUUUUUAAUUCCUCCAGUAUUAAACAGAAAACGUGGUUUAAAAUUUAGCUUUUUUCUUGGUAAACCAGGUGCUUGACAAACUCCCAAAAUGUCCGAAGGAUUAAAACAAAGGGAUUUGAAAAUAUACGUUUUUUGACCGAUGUUGGGCGGAUUAAGUGUUAAUGCAAAAGAGAUAAAAGAACAUUUCCACAGGAAACAUUAGGAACUGUUAUUCAAUGAGUAGUGUAUUCUAUAGUGUUGCCAUGACAAAACAGUCAGUCAGUCUCUCUCUAUAAUUCUAAAUUUGUGAUGACACACCCUCACUUCCCCUUUUCUCACUCUUACAACACCCCACUUACGGUACAACAACCUCACAUUACUGUUAAAAAAACGCACCUACAUGUCCUAGCAGUUUUCAUGCUUUUCUCAUUUCUCCAUGCUGCUUAGAUCAUUUCUCAUUCUCUCACUACAUUCAAAUGAAUGCCCUGUGAACAGCAGCUGCACAUGACCAUAAAUAUUUCUAGACCAGUGAUCAUUGCAGCAGUGAGGACAUGUCCCAAUAAUUCAGCUUUACACAUCAUCUGGAUGGAUGGAUGGAUGGAUGUAUGGAUGAAUAAAAGGAUGAAUGGAUGGAUGGAUGGAUAACUAACCCUAACGCUAACCUCUAACCUCUUCUCUCUGCCUUUCCUUUUCUCAGAGGUCAAAGAUCGCGGUAUAUGAGAAGAUGUGGUCUUAUAUGAAGUCUGCUGAGCCUUCUGUCUUCGCUAAGACCACAGCGGAGGGCGUGGCUCGCGUCCGCAAGUCCAAAGGGAAGUACGCUUUCCUCCUGGAGUCCACCAUGAAUGAGUACACGGAACAACGCAAGCCCUGCGACACGAUGAAGGUUGGAGGCAACCUGGACUCCAAGGGCUAUGGCAUCGCUACACCUAAAGGCUCACAGCUAAGGUGGGUGGAGUAGUAUAACGAUGGUAGUCCCCAACUCAACUGUUGUUAUGGUAUUCCACCUACCCUGGUGUGCCUUUUAUAUGGAUCACUUAGUAGUGUCUUAGUCUGGUCUAUUUCUGUUCCCCUUUCUUUCUUUCUUUCUUUCUUUCUUUCUUUCUUUCUUUCUUUCUUUCUUUCUUUCUUUCUUUCUUUCUUUCUUUCUUUCUUUCUUUCUUUCUUUCUUUCUUUCUUUCUUUCUUUCUUUCUUUUCUUUCUUCUUUUCUUUCUUUCUUUCUUUCUUUCUUGUCUUCUGUCUGUCUGUCUGUCUGUCUGUCUGUCUGUCUGUCUCUCUCUCUCUCUCCUUAGUUUAUUUUUCUUUCUCUCUUUCUCUCUCUCUCUCGUUAGUUUAUUUCUCACCCUCUCUCUCUCCCUCUCUCUCUCCCUCCCUCUCUCUUGAUAUCUCUCUCAUUAGUUUAUUUCUCUCUCUAUCUCUCUCUCUCUCUCUCUCUCUCUCUCUCUCUCUCUCUCUCUCGAUGUUGUGUUGAGUUCUUUGUGCCUGUUAGCUCCAUUGCUCUGUUGUUUUGCUGUCUCUCCAUCUCUACAUCCAUCCAUCUCUGUCUGUUGUUCUUUCACUCACUCUCUCUCUUCACAGGGCCACCGAUCAGGUAAUCUGUCCACUCGUUUGUUGUCUUUACUGUCUCAUUCCUUCAUUCUCAGAUAUAGAGUGUACUGUAGAUACUAUCUGUUUUUGGACAGGCUGAUUGUGAAUGAAGUUACUAACGGUGAUGCCGUGGGGAGGGGCGGUCACCGUGGCAUUGCCAUGACUCCCAGAGCCACCCAGGGGAAUUUAUAGACACACAGGAAACAGGACUUUGAAGGGCCUGGCCAAUGGGGGGAACAAAAAGCUAUCAAAUUAUUUCAUAACAUCCCAAAAUACAGAUCAAAUCAAUCAAAUCAAAUCAAUCAAAACAAAAAAAAUCACACAAUCCAAUGAAUUGAUGAUGCCCUGAAACAUGAUCAAAUGUGUGUGUGUUUGUGUGUGUGUGUGUGUGUGUGUGUGUGUGUGUGUGUGUGUGUGUGUGUUUGGACCAAGAGGAGUCCCAUCUAUAGCAGCAGGAAUACUGACACCCUUUCUAUAACUUUUCCUAUAACUUCCCCCUGUGCACCGUGCAAAGAAGUCCACCCACUCCCCUGCCCCUUUACGAGGGUUCCUCUUCCACUCAGAUAAAUGGUUUUCUGUUUCCGAGGGAAAAGUGACAGCCAGUGGACGAUAGUCCCCACCUGGCCCCUCACUAUUCUGGGACUAUCGACUGCUGUCUAUGGCUUCUCCUUAUCAUCGGAAAACCUACCGGGACCAUGCACGUGGAUGGGAGAGCGCACGUCAGGCGAGAGCCCCUGCUCGCGGCAAGCCGUUCAAAGCACAGAUUUAAGUUGAUGAUGAUGAUGAUGAUUUUGAUAAAGCUUAUAUUAGUAGUAAGAUGUCUACUUAAUACUAUAUGUAGGGAAUUCAUAUGAUAAUAUAUAUUGCUUAUAUAAUUCUAAUUAUUUUCCAUGUUUGGGAGAUGUCUAUAUAGCCUUAUUCCUUUCCCCUAACCUUCUUAUGAUGGUGAUAUUUUCCAUGGCUUGCAGCCCACCCAGGAGAACUCUCUCUCUCUCUAGCCUCUGAGCCAAGAGGCAGCUCAGUGUACAAUAACAAAAUAAUGACUGUCUGUCUUUCUGACUCUCUGUCUGUCUGUCCCUCCCCCCCCCCCUCCCCCCACCUCCUCCCUCCCACACACCUCCACACACACACACACACACACACACACACACACACACACACACACACACACACACACACACACACACAGUGCCAGUGCCAGUGCACAGUGCCAGUGUGAGUAUGUGCUAUUUUAGCCCUCUGUGUCCAUGGUCUGUUUUUGGAGGUCGUUUCCUGUCAGGGGUGUGAGGUGGAGAGCUGCAGGGGAGGAGGGCAGGAGUGGUAGGGACCAGAACACCAGAAGCAGGGUAUUAGCUCUGUGUCAGCAGGGGACUAAGAUAGGCUUUAACACAACAUUUAACCAGGGCUCCACCACUCCCCUUUACCCGCCCUGCUGCACAUCAUUCAGACAAUAGCGGUAAAGGUGAACUGAAUGAAAGGGGUUUGGGCUAUUUGGCUCUGUUGGUUCUCUCUCUGUAGGCUCUAUGUGUUGAUUUAGCAACAGAAAACUGGCAUAACCAUUCUAAGGGUGUGCUUUCAAUGUUGCAAAGAUAUCUCUAUAAUAAGGGGGGAUGUAAAUGCUGGAAGAGAGAGAGAGAGAGAAAGAGAGAGGGUUGUCUGGAGGGUUGUGCAUGUCCACUAAUCUGAUGCCUUCCAACCACUCACCGACGUUCUUUUUCCUCAUCCCAUUGGCUCAUCAUUGGCUGAUCCUCCAUCCCUCCUCUGACCAACUAUGUUUUAUCCCUCUGAAGAAAUGCGGUCAACCUGGCCGUGUUAAAACUCAACGAGCAGGGCCUGUUGGACAAAUUGAAAAAUAAAUGGUGGUACGACAAGGGAGAGUGUGGCAGCGGGGGAGGGGACUCCAAGGUUAGCCUCUCUGUCUCCAAACGCGGUUCAACCGUGUUCGGGAAGUAAUGCGUGCAUCUGCCCCAGCCACACAGAUCACUGAUGAACAUGACCACAUCAUGCCACUUCGACUCCCCUCGGUCUGAAACGAGGGAGGAAGGAAGGAGAGGAGGGGAGUGAUGGAGAGAGAGAUAGGAGAGCAAUUACUGUCAAAGCAGGAAUAGUGGCCCUCUAGUGGAUGCUCUGGAGAGAGGAGUGUGGACCAGAAGGCUGUCAGAACAUAGAGCAGGGUUCCCCAACUGGCCAGCGGGUGGUUUUAUUUGGCCCCCCAAGUUUUCUGAGCAAAAAAAAAUAUUUUAUUUUAUUAUUUUAAAAAAAGAAUUGAAUUAUCAUUGUAGGACAUAAAAGACUGUAAAAACCCCAGGAAAUCUGCUCCAAGUGAUUUUACUUUUGGAAAUCUGUUCCCAAGUAUUCCCACGCAUAAUAGAGAGACAUAUGUCAUCGUAUACAAAUAAUAAUCAUUCAGAAUAAUUGAUUGGAUUUAUAUAGCACUUUUCUACCAACUGAGGUACUCAAAGCGCUUUACAUAGUAGGGGGAAACUCACCUCAUCCACCAUCAAUGUGUAGCACCCACUUCAGUGAUGCACAGCAACCAUUUUUUGUGCCAGAACGCUCACCACACAUCACCUAUCAGGUGGAGAGGUGAGGAGGGAUAAAUGCCAAUUAGGAAUGAGGGGGAGGAUUAGGUGGCCACGAUGGAAUGGGGCCAGGUUGGGAAUUUAGCCAUGACACCGGGGUGAACACCCCUACUCUUACAAUAAGUGCCAUGGGAUUUUGAAUGACCACAGAGACACAAGACACCCGUUUUAACGUCCCAUCCAAAAGACGGCACCCUACACAGGACAAUGUUCCCAAAUGUAAUCGAGGUUUGAAAUUAUUAUGGUUUAGUCAAAUAUUAUAUCUGUUUAGGCUUCUUGUGGUCAAUUUGCAGUAUAAAAAUAUAUAUUUGUAUUAUGUUCCGGCCCACCAACCAUCUGCUCAAGAAAGAAUUGGCCCGUGGCUGAAUCUAGUUGAUGAUCCCUGACGUAGAGGGAGAGAUAGAGAGGAGGACGAAGGAAUGAAAUAGAGAGAUGAUGUACUUUAUGUUUUCUGCCUUUUAGAUUCCUCUUCAGAUCUCUUACCCAGAGCUUGUUAAUGACGUGCAGUAAAUUGUCCAAUGCAGUCCCCUCUCUCCCAGUGUGAGCAGGCCCUGCCAAUAGUCCUGCGUUCACAGUAAUUGCCUCUGCUUGUGGAGCACCGGCUGGGGCAGUAUGGGCACGUUACCUGAAGUGAUGCAGGGGGGUCCCACUCAUAUGUCUGUAGCUCGCUUAGCCCUCACCCCCCUCAGCCCCCCAACGAGCAUACACACAUGUACUCAGUGGGACCCAGACUGGGUCACUUUUACCAAGCAGUACCAUUGAUGUGACAGUUCUGACUGUAUGUGACCUAAUAACAUAAAAUAACAUGACCUAUGAUGUUAUUUAUGUUAUUUUUACACGCCAAGAACCCCGGUAAACCUUGCGGUUUUGAAACUGAGUGAAGCAGGCGUCUUAGACAAACUGAAAAACAAAUGGUGGUACGAUAAGGGCGAGUGUGGACCCAAGGACUCGGGAAGUAAGGUCAGUGUCGCGGCCAGAGUGGGGGACCAAACACCCUCACUGUGUGACAGACAGGCACGCCUCUAGAUUAGCAUGGAGACUAGGAUUAGCAUUAGGAUUAGCAUCAGUUAUAUUUUUAUAUAAUAUAAUAAUAUAUUAUUUGAUUGAUUACUGUUGAAUACCUUUCUAGUUCUAUCACUGUUAGUAUUCUGCCUAUGCAACAUCUGCCUGUAUAAUGUGAUUUCGAAGAAAAAUAUAUACUAUAAAAUAUAUAUAAAAUGUAUACUUUGUAAUUUCUGGAAAAUGGAAUAUGGCAUUCAUAAUAAUGGCCUUAGUCUCAGAAUACCAUUCAGUUUACUAUUCUCUGUGUUACUCUGUGUAGAAGAAAAGUCAAAGAGUCUUAUGAAGUCAUGAGUCUUAUAAAACUACAGAUAAUCUUACAACAUCUAAGAUGUCCUUAGAACACUACAGAUGUCUUUAGAAGAACACUAGAGAGAUUCUUAGAACAUCAGAGAACUCCUAAGAAUGCCAGUGAAGUUCUUAAAAUACCGGGGACCUUCACCAAGAGUGUCUGAAUAGAAUACUUUUUCAUCACUCAUCCAAAAGCCUGACUAAUACGAUGACUGAAUAUAUUUUAAUUGGUAUGAUGUACUAGUCAUCCUCGACUCAAUACUUAAUACUUGUAGCAAUAUUAAAAUGUUUAUUUACUUAAAUUGUAGUCAUGCAUUAGUAGUAGAUAUGUAGUCGAUGUAGUAGUACUGUCAUAGUAGUAAUAAUAGUUGUAGUAUAUGCACUAGUAGAUAAUAAGCUUUAAUGAUGGUAGUAGUAGAAAUGCUUACCCUAGUAGACUAGUCAUAGUAGUGGUAGAUGCUGUUGUUGUUCGUAGAAGUAGACGUUUUUCUGCUAAAAAAUAAAUAACUAAGCUGCCCUGUUCUGUGUCUCACUAGCUUCACUGUCUCUCUCUCUCUCUAACCCUGUGCUGUCCGUCCCCCCUCCCAGGACAAGUCCUCCCAGGCCCUGAGCCUGAGCAACGUGGCCGGGGUCUUCUACAUCCUGGUGGGGGGUCUGGGCCUGGCCAUGCUGGUGGCCCUGGUCGAGUUCUGCUACAAGUCGCGCGCCGAGGCCAAGCGCAUGAAGGUGGACCUUAGCCCCCCUCACUGCCCCAGCCCCUCUCCCAGCACCCAGAAUUUAGCCACUUAUAGAGAGGGGUACAACGUAUACGGCUCCGAGGGGGUCAAGAUAUAG